Molecule: messenger RNA, 9245 nt
Organism: Brassica napus (rape)
Lineage: Eukaryota; Viridiplantae; Streptophyta; Magnoliopsida; Brassicales; Brassicaceae
Exons: 2
Coding region: 2506-8226 (1906 amino acids)
Biological process (GO): DNA integration
Molecular function (GO): nucleic acid binding
Source: RefSeq, a predicted model, not a curated record
CAAAAUUCUUGCAAAUCCCUUGCAAAUUUACGAGAGAAAUGUUUCAUCGCAAAUUUGCGAGAGAUUUGCGAGGACGCUGUAACUUCCAUCGUAAAUCUCACGCAAAUUUGCGAGAAAAAAUUUUCCUCGCAAAUUUGCGAGAGAUUUACGAGGAUAAUAAUUUUUUUUGCAAUUCCGUUGCAAAUCUGUCGCAGAUUUGCAAGAAAAAUUUUCGCUCGCAGAUUUCCCUUGCAACCGGCGUGUUUUCUUGUAGUGUUUGUGUAUUAUUUAUAUUAAAUUAUUUUAAAAUUUUUAUACAUUCUAAAUGCAAAUGUCUACCAAAAGCUUCAUACGAAAGCAUUGGAUAAAGAACAUUUAGAGAGCAUUUGCAACAUCUAAAUGAUAUUUUAAAUGUUUUUUGAAAAGUUGUUGAUUGGAUAAUUAGAAGUAUAAUGCAUAUACUAAUGUUCUGCCAAUCAAACAUUGAUUCUCUCCAAUUGAGAGAGAGGGAGAUCGAGAGGGAAGAGAUGAAAAGAGAGUAGUACUAAAAUGGUACAAGUCUUAGGGAUGGGCAAUGUAGAUUUUGAUUUGAUCCAUUAUUCGUUUUGAUUCAUUUCAAAAUAUUUGAUAAUACUUAUAAUUUAACAAAUCAAAACAAACAUUAAUAUUUAAUAUUAAUUUAAAAUAUAUAAAAUCAAAAUACCAAAUUUAAGAAAUAGAUCUGAUAUGAUCCAACAUAUGUAUUUAUAUAUGCAACCGUCUUUCGUCAUUCACAUGGACCAAGAUCUCCCGGUGUGGGCCACAUAGUCAAUAUGUGUCUGUAUAAAUCGAUGACAAAAACAAAUAUAUAUAUUGAUGUGUUGUGAUUUUGCAUAGUUUUAGCUUUGUUAUUUCAUAUAUAUUCAUGCAUUAACCUUACAUUUAUUUGCAUUUAGAGUCUAUUGCAUGUACAUUUGCAUCUUGUAGGUGUUGGAUGAAUUGUUUGGAGUUUUGGAGGUGAUUAGAGCACAAAAGGAGCUUUCGAGGAGUCUUGAACCGAACGUGUGAAAGACAAGCAUGGAUGAAGGUCUUAAAGAUAUCUUUUGAAACUUGUCUUUUGGGAAGACAUGGUAAAUUGAGUUAGCUUUACAAUGGAGGUGGUUUCAAGUCGUUUGGAGCUGUAUUGAGGGAUUUAUGAUCAAAAUACUACACACAUAUCAGUGUGUGCAACAUGGAGAAAGUGGAGAAAACUUUAAUGAGUGAGUUUUAUCUCUUUAAAGCUUGCAACAUGGGGGAUGGGUUGUCUAUCAUGAGUUUGGUGGCUCUUUUGGCCUAACUUUCUCUACCUUUUCUGAAGAGGCAAGACUACUUUGGCCCUAUGAAGGGGCAAAAGGUGUUCUAUAAUGGAAGAAAGUGGAGAAUAACUUUUAUGAGUGUGUUUUAUGCUUUAUGCUUUCACAUGAUGGAUGUGUUGUCAUCCUCCUUUACUUAGGCUAUAAAAGAGACUGCAAGGGGAAGGAGGAAGACACAAUACACAAAGUACAAUACAACAAAGAGUAGAGAGUGAAAGUUUUAUAGUUUCAUAUUUUGUAUUUUGAGAGUUUGAGAAAAAACAUUUGUUCUUGGAGUGUUCUUGAAGUUUAUGUUAUAAAGUCUUGUUUUCCUUUAGCCAUUCUCUUCAUCUAAUUUCUGUUUUUCUUGUUUUCAUAUAUCAUAUCAUCUUGGGUAUGCUUCUAUCCAUCAUGGGAUUAAGUGUAAACAAGAUGAUUAGUGAGUAAUCACCCUUAGGAUCAAUGGGUUAGGUAGAUUAAUGGGUGAUUAGGGAAGAGUUAAGGUGUUCUAAUGGUUAAAUGCUUAGAUUUCUAUGCUUACUAAGUAUUCUUAAUGCUAGAUUAAUUUUGGCCAUUUUAAUCUAGAUUCUAAGUGUUUGUAGGGCAUCGAAAGUGUUUGCAUAAUGCUUGAAUGGACCUAGUAAAGCUCUAGCUUGAAUAACCAAGGAAUUGUUGUUAGGAUUGCUAGAUGGUUAGUAGACUAGAACUUAAUGUAUGUUUGAGUGAACAAAACGAACGGAAGUUGAUGUUUAGUUCAUAAUUGCAUAAGGGUUUCUACCACGGGAGUGGAUUAAUCUAAAUUGAAUGAAAUCUAGACCUAUAGAAAGUUAAGAUUAUUUGAAGUUAGACGCCUUGAUUUAGAACUAUCACCUUGAAAUCAAUUGUCUAUAUACCCAUUGGUUCUUCUUUGUUAUAUUUGAAUUAAAACUCAAGUUAUUUCGCACUAUUACUUGUUACAAACAAACAUCAUUUGAUUGCACUUAGAUUGAGAUAAAUGGCUUGCAUUCUUAGUGCUUAGAAUCACUAGAGAUUGGAUUGACAUCUUAAGUACUACAACACUUAAGGAUUAAACUUAUCCUUUAUCAAGUUUUGGCGCCGUUGCCAUUCUCUAGAUUGAUUUUGACAUUAGGAUUUGGUCAUUACUUGAGACUAAGUCUUAUUUUUCAUUUUUAAGUUACUAAUUAUCUAUCUUCAUCUCUAUUUGGAUGACAGGUGCAUGAACUUGAGAAGCAAAGGAUCAACAAAUCUUGCACCAAGAGUGGACAACAUCAAAGCCUUAGAAAGAGAGUUGGGAAGACAGAGAAGAGAAAGAGAAAAGCAAGCCCACUUACAUAGAUUGGGGCUUGAGAUGGAGAGAAACCCGAAUCAACCGGAAGGUGUCUAUGAAGUUGAUGAUCAUAGACAAAAUGUCCAAGGAGUUCCUCCUGGAGCUGCUCAAGAGGAACAUGGCCAAGGAGCUGCAAACCUUAGGCCUCAAAAUCAACAACGCCUGGGAAGAUCCAUUGGCACUUAUGAUCAACCUAACAUAAAUGGGAAUAGGUUGGGCAUUAGGGCACCGCCAGUUGCCAACAACAAUUUCGAGAUCAAGUCAAGCCUCAUCAACAUGAUUGAAAACAACAAGUACCAUGGACUUGCCUUGGAAGACCCACUAGAUCACCUUGACAGAUUUGAUAAGUACUGUGGCUUGUCAAAAACAAAUGGAGUUUCAGAGGAUGCUUUCAAGCUCAGAUUGUUUCCCUUCUCUUUGGGAGACAAGGCUCACACUUGGGAGAAAAACAUCUCAAGUGAUACUAUCACCACUUGGGAUGAAUGCAAGAAGGCCUUCCUCAACAAGUUCUUCUCAGCUACAAGGACUGCCAACCUUAGAAAUCAGAUCUCUGGUUUUCAACAAAGAGGACUUGAAGGAUUUUUAGACGCAUGGGAGAGAUUCAGAAGCUACCUGUCUCAAUGUCCUCACCAUGGCUUCAACAAUGAGAGCUUGCUAAGCACUUUCUACAGAGGAGUCUUGCCUAAAUUCAAAAGCCAGCUUGACACUGCAAGCAAUGGAAACUUCUUGGGGAGGACUGUGGAAGAUGCUUUAGAACUCUUGGAGAACAUGACACAGAGUGACUCUGUCUACAAUGAUGAAUAUGAUAGAAGAGACAGAGGUGGUGGAGGAGAAGAUAUGACCACAAAGAGAGAGCUGAAAGCACUUCAAGACAAGAUUGACAUGCUACUAUCAGAAAAGACCAAGAAAGAGGAGUUACAUAUGGUUGCUGAAGUUGAUAGAGUAGAAUGCCAAGAAGAUAUGUACUAUGUCAAUGCUCAGGGUACAUGGUACAAGAAGGAGCCUGACUAUCAAUACCAGAACAACUACCAACAGAAACCCUUCUACAACAACCAACAGAAGCCAUUCAACAACUACCAGCCAAGACCAUUCUACAACAAUCAGCCUAAGCCAUUCUACAACAACAACCAAGGUGGUUACCAACCCAAACAGAACUUCCCUCCUGGAUUCUCACCAAAACCAAGUCAACCUGCACAAGACCAAGCUGGAUCAUCAACACAACCUCCACAAGAGAGUAGUACUGAAGCUAUGCUGAAACAAUUAUUGGAGGGACAAGCAAGAAGUGAGAAACAAUUAGGGUAUGAGCUGAAAAAUCUCCACAACAAGAUUGAUGGGAAUUACCAUGAUCUAAACAACAAGUUCAAAGCCUUGGAGAACCAGUUUGUCUCUAUGACAGCCAGCUCAAGUCGCCAACAAGGUUCCCUACCUGGAAAGCCUGAACAAAACCCAAAGGAGACAAUAAAGGCAAUCACCCUAAGGAGUGGAAGAGAGUUGCCUCCUAAAGUUCUCAUUAAGGAUAAUGAGAAACAAGGUGGGGAGGUGGUCAUCAAUGUAGAUGAUGAUGUGGUGAUUGUGGAUGAGAAGACUAAUGAGGAAAUCUUGGAGAAGAUAGUUGAAGCUAAGGGCAAGAGAAAGAUUGGAGAGGAGAAAGUUGAGAACAAAAAUGAGGCUGCUACAUCAACAAAGGAGAAAUUGUUCACUCCUCCUCCCUAUGAGCCAAAGCUUCCCUUUCCUGGAAGAUUCAAGAAGCAACUCCUAGAGAAGUACAAAGCCUUGUUUGACAAGCAAAUGAGUGAAGUUCAUCUCACCAUGCCCAUAAUUGAUGCAUUUAUGCUGGUUCCACAAUACAGCAAGUUCUUGAAAGAUGCUGUAGAACAAAAGAAGAAAGAGAUGGAAGGGAUGGUGAUUCUUACUCAUGAGUGCAGCGCCAUUAUUCAGAGACUGACUGUCCCAAGGAAGCUAGAAGACCCUGGUAGUUUCACCCUGCCAUGCGCCAUUGGACCUUUGACAUUUGAGAGAUGUCUAUGUGAUUUGGGAGCAAGUGUCAGCCUCAUGCCACUAUCCAUUGCCAAGAAGCUUGGGUUUACACAAUAUAAAAAGUGCAAGAUCUCUUUGGUGCUAGCUGAUCGAUCUGUCAAGCUCCCCAUUGGCAUCCUAGAAGAUCUUCCUGUCAAGAUAGGAAAUUGUGAAGUGCCUACUGACUUUGUAGUGCUUGAGAUGGAUGAAGAGCCUAGAGAUCCUUUGAUCUUUGGAAGACCUUUCUUGGCAACUGCUGGAGCAAUGGUGAAUGUGAGAGAUGGCACAAUUGAUCUCCACCUUGAAAAAGAUCACACUCUCCAUUUUGAUAUCAAGGAGAUGAUGAAGAAGCCCACAACUCAAAGAGAAAUAUUCUACAUUGAUGAGAUGGAUGUCUUGGCUGAUGAUUUCCUUGAGGAGUUAGCGAUUGAGGACUCUCUUCAACAUGCCCUGACCAUUGAAAGAGAGACCCAAAUGAUUGAAAACAAGGAGAGUGAUGAGCUAGUAAGAAGGCUAGAUGUUCACCUUGAGGAGGAUGGAGAAGAUGAGUUCAUGGAGUUGCCACAAGUGACUCAACAUGCUGCCUCAGCAGACAUUCAAGAGAACCUCCAUGAAGCUGAUUGGAGUGAGCUCAAGGCACCAAAAGUGGAGCUUAAACCUCUUCCCGAUGGUGUAAGGUAUGCUUUCCUUGGACCUAAUGAGACAUAUCCUGUCAUUGUGAGUAGUGAGCUGACUGAGAAUGAAUUGUCUAUGCUUUUAAAUGAACUUAAAAAGUAUAGAAAAGCACUAGGAUACUCACUUGAUGACAUUAAAGGAAUCUCACCAUCUUUGUGCAUGCAUAGGAUACAUCUAGAGGAUGAAUCUAAAACUUCAAUUGAACACCAAAGAAGAUUAAAUCCUAAUUUGAAAGAUGUUGUUAAAAAAGAGAUAAUCAAAUUGUUAGAUGCUGGUGUGAUCUAUCCUAUCUCUGAUAGCAAUUGGGUUUCACCUGUGCAUGUAGUUCCUAAAAAGGGUGGCAUAACAGUUGUUAAGAACGAAAAUGAUGAGUUAAUACCAACAAGAACAAUAACUGGACAUAGGAUGUGCAUUGACUAUCGAAAACUGAAUGCAGCCUCUAGAAAGGAUCAUUUCCCUUUACCAUUCAUUGAUCAGAUGUUAGAGAGGCUAGCUAACCAUCCCUAUUAUUGUUUCCUUGAUGGAUACUCUGGAUUUUUCCAAAUCCCUAUACACCCAAAUGACCAAGAGAAAACGACAUUCACUUGUCCUUAUGGUACCUUUGCAUAUCGAAGGAUGCCAUUUGGACUGUGCAAUGCACCAGCAACAUUCCAAAGAGCAAUGAUGUCGAUUUUCUCUGAUCUUAUUGAGGAUGUAAUGGAGGUGUUUAUGGAUGAUUUUUCUGUAUACGGUUCUUCGUUUGCUACUUGUUUGUCAAAUCUUUGCAGGGUAUUACAGAGAUGUGAGGACACUAACCUGGUGCUCAAUUGGGAGAAGUGUCACUUCAUGGUCAAGGAAGGGAUUGUUCUUGGACACAAAGUUUCUGAGAAAGGAAUUGAAGUGGACAAAGCCAAGAUAGAUGUCAUGGUUGGUCUAGCUCCACCAAGAACAGUGAAGGAUAUAAGAAGCUUCCUUGGCCAUGCUGGUUUCUACAGAAGGUUCAUCAAAGACUUCUCCAAAAUAGCUAGACCAUUGACCAAGCUGCUGUGCAAGGAGAUCAUCUUCAACUUUGAUGAAGAAUGCCUAGAAGCCUUUAAGAAGCUGAAGGAGGAGCUCACCAGUGCCCCAAUAGUUCAACCACCAGAUUGGAGUCUACCCUUCGAAAUCAUGUGCGACGCCAGUGACUAUGCUGUGGGGGCAGUCUUGGGGCAAAAGAAGGACAAGAAGACACAUGUGAUCUACUAUGCUAGUAGAACACUUGAUGAUGCCCAAAUGAAGUAUGCCACAACUGAGAAGGAGCUGUUGGCAAUUGUCUAUGCCUUCGAGAAGUUCAGGAGCUACCUGGUAGGGUCUAAGGUCAUUGUAUACACUGAUCAUGCUGCACUACGACAUCUACUAGCCAAGAAGGAUGCCAAGCCAAGGCUGCUCAGAUGGAUAUUAAUACUACAAGAGUUUGAUCUCGAAAUCAAGGACAAGCCAGGAGUGGAGAAUGGUGUAGCUGAUCACCUUUCAAGAUUAAGAGUGGAGUGUGGGAUUCCUAUUGAUGAGGGACUCCCUGAAGAGCAGAUUAUGGCUAUAGAAGCAAUGGUCACAGCUUGUGAGACUGGAAGGAAGAUUGAAGAAAUGAAGGCAAUUGAUGAAACAGGCCCAUGGUAUGCUGAUCUAGUGAACUACUUGGCAUGUGGAAGGGAACCAUUGAAUCUGACAGGCUAUGCAAGGAAGAAGUUCUUCAAGGAUGUGAAGAGAUACUACUGGGACGAGCCUUACCUCUACACUCUUUGCAAAGAUCAAAUCUAUAGAAGAGUAGUAGCUCAAGAGGAGGUGGAAGGAAUCCUCACACACUGCCAUGGAUCAGCCUAUGGAGGUCACUUUGCCACCUUCAAGACUGUCUCCAAGGUGCUACAAGCAGGAUUUUGGUGGCCCCAUAUGUUCAAAGACACACAAGAGUUUGUGUCAAGGUGUGACCCAUGCCAAAGGAGAGGGAACAUCACCAAGAGAAAUGAGAUGCCUCAAAAUCCUAUCUUGGAAGUGGAAGUGUUUGAUGUGUGGGGCAUUGACUUCAUGGGACCAUUCCCAUCUUCCUAUGGUAAUGAAUACAUUCUUGUUGCUGUGGAUUAUGUCUCCAAAUGGGUGGAAGCUAUAGCCAGCCCAACCAAUGAUGCUAAGGUUGUCCUCAAGAUGUUCAAGAGCAUUAUCUUCCCAAGGUUUGGAGUCCCAAGAGUUGUGAUCAGUGAUGGAGGCACCCACUUCAUCAACAAACUUUUUGAGAACCUUCUUAAGAAGAAUGGUGUCAAGCACAAGGUGGCAACUGCUUAUCAUCCCCAAACAAGUGGCCAAGUUGAGAUUUCCAACAGGGAGAUAAAGUCCAUUUUGGAGAAGACUGUGGGGACAACAAGGAAGGAUUGGUCUACAAAGCUUGAUGAUGCACUUUGGGCCUAUAGGACUGCUUUCAAGACACCCUUGGGAACCACUCCCUUCAAUCUUGUCUAUGGGAAAGCUUGCCAUCUGCCAGUGGAGCUUGAGUACAAGGCAUUAUGGGCUGUUAAGAUGCUGAACUUUGACAUCAAGAGUGCCAAAGAGAAAAGACUUUUCCAACUCCAUGAGCUUGAUGAGAUUCGACUUGAUGCUUUUGAGAACUCAAGGAUUUACAAAGAAAAGACCAAGGCAUUCCAUGACAAGAAGAUCCUGAAGAGGGAGUUCAACAUUGGAGAUCAAGUGUUGCUCUUCAACUCUCGAUUGAAGUUGUUCCCUGGAAAACUUAAGUCAAGAUGGUCCGGCCCUUUCAAGAUCAAAGAAGUGAGGCCAUAUGGAGCAAUUGUGCUUUGGAACAAGACCGGUGGGGACUUUACAGUGAAUGGCCAAAGAGUCAAGCUGUACAUGGCGGCCACACCUGAGAAGGAAGGAACCUCGGUUCCACUUACCGAUCCCAAACCAGCCUAAACCAAAAAGGGGUAGUCAAGCUAGAGACUUAAAACAAGCUCACUUGGGAGGAAGUCCCACAUCUAUCCCUAUAUAUAUUACUGUUUAACUUGUGUGGUUUUUCUUUUGUGUGUUUGAUAAGUGUGUUUAAAAUUUUCAGGUGAUUCUCCACUUAAUCAAAGAAGAAAGAUGGCCAUCCAGCAAACCUACAAGUGUUAAAAUUAUUCAACUCCAUCUAGCAACUCCAAGCUAAGUGUCUCUACAACCAUUGGAAAUAUAUAGUUUUCAUGUUUGUUUCUUCUAGACCUCUUCUUUCACCUUGCUCUCACACAAGAGACUGUGUGAAGUAAGUGUGGGGGGGAGAGUCUACUUAUCUCACAUGUUUUCUGUUUUGUUUACUUGUCAUAAGCAUUGCAUAUCCAUUUGCAUAGAAAAUCCAUAAAAAUUUGCAAAAUUCCAAAAAUUACAAAAAAAAAAACAUUUAGUUAUAUCAUUUGCAUCUUUAGGUUUGAGUCUAGAUCAUAUAGAAUGCAUAGGUAAAAUCCUUACAAAGGACUCAUGCAAUGAACUCAUUGUUGAUACCCUUUUGAAUCAUAAUAAGUAGCUUGAGCUUCUUCUGAAUUUCUUGUAGACUUCGAGCCUUGAAAACUCCUCUUAAGACUCAUUGAAUCUUACUCUUUGAAACCAACUCCGAUCUUAGUUGACUUAAAUGAACUUAAUGCUUCUUGCUUAUGGUCUCUUGAGUACUAAAUCAUGGCUUUACACACACUUGAGCUUGUAUAAACCGUUUUACCAAUCUUUUUGACAACUCAAGUGGUAGUCCAUACCCUAAACCCUUCCCUUCUUUCAAACCAUCAUUAAUUGUUGAGUGAGGUCUUUUUGUGAAAGCUUGUCAUGUGCAAAAUCUUGAAAGUAUUAGGAGCGACAUUGAUUUGUUCUCAUCUCUUGCUAGCAUUAGGACCUCUUUUGGGCUAGCAUCUAGGAUGGUGGUUGGAAUGAUGUGCUUUAAUUAUUUUGAUCUUGGGGAUUGAAUUGGGAAA